Centropristis striata (black sea bass) is the source of this 1702-nucleotide messenger RNA. RefSeq names its product chemerin-like receptor 1. Bases 5 to 1102 code for a protein of 365 amino acids. Gene Ontology annotation, cellular component: plasma membrane. The transcript is spliced from 2 exons. Gene Ontology annotation, biological process: complement receptor mediated signaling pathway; positive regulation of cytosolic calcium ion concentration; phospholipase C-activating G protein-coupled receptor signaling pathway. Gene Ontology annotation, molecular function: G protein-coupled receptor activity; complement receptor activity. NCBI's taxonomy places the organism in Eukaryota, Metazoa, Chordata, Actinopteri, Perciformes, Serranidae. The record is from RefSeq and is a predicted model, not a curated record.
AAAAAUGGGGACGGGUAACGACACUUCCACUGCACAGCAAACAGAUUGGACUGAGGUUAUCACAAAUAUGCGUAAGGCCUCCCUAGUCUUCUACUGCCUGAUAUUCAUACUGGGGACUGUGGGCAACGGGCUGGUCAUCUACGUGACCGGCUGCAGGAUGAAGAGAACCGUCAACUCCGUUUGGUUUCUCAACUUGGCCCUGGCUGACUUCCUCUUUACGGCCUUCCUGAUUUUCUCAAUCAUUUCUGCCUCUCAAGAUCACCAAUGGCACUUUGGACUAAUCAUGUGUAGGCUCAACAGCUUUGUGGUUGUAGUCAACAUGUUUGCCAGUAUCUUUCUUUUGACAGCCAUAAGUCUGGAUCGUUGCCUGUCAAUCUGGGUGGUGGUGUGGGCACAAAACAAGCGCACCGUUUGCAAAGCGCAGGUCAUAUGUGUAGUCAUCUGGAUAACUGCUGCGGUCUGCACCAUCCCUUAUGCAGCUUUUCGAGACAUUGCACUCUGGGAAGAUAAGACUUUCUGUGGCUAUUCCUCAUCCAUAACAAAUGAAAAAAAAUGGACUCUUGGCAUUUUUCGCUUUGUUGUCGGCUUCCUCAUCCCAUUCCUGGUGAUAUUUGUCUCUUAUGUGGCCAUAGGUGUUCGUGCAGGGCGUCUGCAGAGAACAAGGAAAAAGAGACCUCGCCGAAUCAUUUUCUCCAUCGUUCUUGCAUUUUUCCUCUGCUGGUUGCCCUACCAUGUUGUGCAUUUUCUAGAAUUAAAGUCCAUGACUGACAGAAAUCUUGGUAGCAUCGUUCACAUUUUAGGUCCUCCGUUUUUGAGUUUGGCUUUUUUUAACAGCUGCCUGAACCCCAUUCUCUAUGUUUUCAUGUGUGAUGAAUUCCAGAAGAAACUCAAGCAGUCUGUUUGCUUUGUCCUAGAGAAUGCCCUGGCUGAGGACCACAUGUCAUUUAUGUCCUCUCGCUCCUUGUCCUCACACUUUUCUCGGAUUUCCCGUAAGUCUGACUCUACGGCACCUGAGGAUAUGAAAGUCGUGGCUACUUCCUACAACUUUACAGAAAGCAAAGUGGUGAUCGCUGCCGAGACAGAGACAGCGAGCACUGAAUGAGCCUCCACAGCCUCCUGAAACUUCCACAAAACAGUUGUCAUCACUGAGGAGAGUGACGCUGAGCACUGAUUAAAACCACCAAUACAAGCAAUGUAAAUUAAAUAAAUCAGGAUUAUUUUUAAAAACUUGUAAUCAAUGGCAGAGAAAGAAAACUGAAAAUGACAUGUUGAAUUGAUUCAGACAGUACAUCUCUACACACUGGGACAGUUGAAAUAUUUGUUGUUUGUCUUAAAAGUACAUGCAGUUUGAUGACAUCACAUAACUCUGAAUAUGUUCAAGGACUAAUCAGCCAGAAUAAUUGUAAAUAAAAAAACCUGUGUGAGUGUGCUGCCGCUUUAAGAUGUAGAGAUUAAGAUUGUUUGUAAACAUUUAAAGGAAAUUAUUUGUACAAUGAAUCUGUAACCUACAAGACAUCCUAUAUGGAAUUGUCUAUAAUUAAUGUUUAAGAGAACAGUUUAUGUUGAAGUUUGUAUUUUUUGUUGUUUAAACUUUUGGUGCUCCAGCUUAUUUACCCUUGUUUAAUGACUGAUUGCUCAUAGCAGCAUCCACAAAACUGAGCUUUAAUAAUGAGCUGUAUGCAUUUGAAUACUGUGAAUAAAA